Molecule: messenger RNA, 1604 nt
Organism: Galleria mellonella (greater wax moth)
Lineage: Eukaryota; Metazoa; Arthropoda; Insecta; Lepidoptera; Pyralidae
Gene: Slimp
Product: serine--tRNA synthetase-like protein Slimp
Exons: 1
Coding region: 2-1357 (451 amino acids)
Biological process (GO): seryl-tRNA aminoacylation
Cellular component (GO): mitochondrion
Molecular function (GO): serine-tRNA ligase activity; tRNA binding; ATP binding
Source: RefSeq, a predicted model, not a curated record
AAUGCUACGUAAUCCUGUUAUUAAUUUUGCCAUUAAAUUGUGGGAUUGCAAAUUUAUAUCUGCAAGAAAUUCUGCUCUAUUUAUAAAUGGAAGUAAAGCAACAGAAAACUUUGUCUAUGUAAUUCCCUAUAUUGAUUUUCAACAUGAUAUCAAACAGAAAGAAUUAAUUCAAGAGCAGUUAUUGAAACGAAAAUUAAAUAUUGAUUUAAAUAAAUUAGAGAGUCUCUGGUCAAUUUAUCAAGAACUCAAACAAAGAAAGUUUGAGUAUGAGAAGAAAAGGGAAGAAGUAUCAAGAGAAUUAGGAAAAAUGAUAAAAAAUGAUCCUGAAAAUAUUCUUACAAAAAAACUUAAAAUUCAAGUAAACCUUUUAAAAGAUAAUAUAAAAAAGCUCAAAGAACCUCUGUGGUUUGCUGAAGAGGCUGCAAUAGUUGAAAUACUGAAACUUCCCAAUAAUCUGCAUUCUCGAACACCAGAUGGUGAAAAUAGAGUUUUGUAUACUCACCUUUCACCUCCAAAAAUACAAAAAGAUCAUUUAGUAAUAGGAAAAGACCUUGGCCUUAUUGAAUUAAUAAAAAAUGAAAAUUAUUAUUUGAAAGGAACAGCAGCCAUAUUUGAACUUGGAGCUAAGUUUUACUUCAACAAUAUAUUGAGGAAGAAUAAUUUCCAUCAAUUUUCAAAUCCAGACUUUGUGAAAAGUCUGAUUGUUGAAGGAUGUGGUAUUGACCAUACAAAUCCAAACUCUUCCUUUAUACUACAUCAUAAUGAAAAUUCCAAAGUAAAUAUAGAUAGUCGGUUGCAUUUAACAGGGGGAGCAUCUCUGUGUUCCUUUUUUGCUUAUUACACUAAGAACAUAUUACAUCCUAAGAGUUUACCACUAAGAUACUUUACUAUGGGUCGACAAUAUACACCGUCAUCUUUUGAAGAAGACAGCUUGUUCCAUGUGAGUCAGUCAUCAGUAGUGGAGAUAUUUUGUGCUACUAGAAAUGAGAAAGAUUUAAGUGUUUUACUUGAUGAUUUAAUUGAAAUAUUGAAAUCAGCAUAUUCUCAGUUGGGCUAUCAUUUUAGACUAUCUAUUGUAACUGCAGAUCAGUUACACACAUGGGAAUCUUUAAGGCUAAUCAUUGAGAUGUAUUCUACUUCUCAGCAGACUUAUGUGGAGAUUGGAAAUAUAUCAGUCUCUGAAGAUUAUAUAAGUAAGAGACUUAUGCUGACUUAUGUUGAAAAUAAAGAAAGCCAUUUCCCUCAUAUAUUGUCUGGUACAGUAUUAAAUGUACCAAAGUUUUUGGCUUGUGUUUUAGAACAAGAUAAUGAUUUCUCUUUACCUAAAGAAUUUACUGUUGACAAAUGGAAAAUAUAGAAAGUUAUAUGAUUAUAUAAUUAUAAUUAUCAUUGAAACAAACCUAAUGUCCUGUUAGUAACACCUAAAGUGGUGAAAUAGUAUUUUUUUUUAUCAUCAUAGUAUCAUUUGAUGAUCAAACCAUAGAUAAUGGAAAAUGCUUUUUUUCUAUAGGUUAUACUUUAGAAAAUUUUCUGCUGCUAAAACGUUGAAUAUAAACUAAACAAAAACAAUUUAUUUAUUGUAAAUAUAGGUUUUACAUAAACUA